CGCCCGGCAGACCAAGAUGCACGCGUAGAUGCUGAAGGAGUGUCUCGGCUGUCUUUUGUGCUCCGUGCCGAAACGUCCAUUUUCCUCCUCGUGUUUUCGCUGGGAUUUGCGCGACUCCUCUAGGAUAUUAUCCGGAUAGUGUGGUUGGUGCUUGUGUGUGAUUGUGUGUGAUGUCGUCGAGGAUCAGAUGCACGCUGCAAUGAAAUGGAUGAACGAUGAAUAAGGAUGUUGCAUACCGUGAGCGGGGAACGGUGGAGGUGCGGUGGUGACCAUGCUGGAGAGUUUUCUUCCCAAGCAGUCAACGCGGCCUGACCAUGAUGUGAGGUCGAAAGAGAGCCUGGGCCCUUAGGCCAUGACGACCUUCCUUCCGGCCCACGAGCGUGUGUUGACGCUCGCUGAGAAGUUGUACCAGGCCGCAGUCGCCGGACAGACGGAAAAAGUAACGGAACUCUGCAGGCUUGGAGCGAAAAUCGAGCCCGAUUCGGAAGGACGUACCGCUCUGCACCUGGCGGCGGCCAACGGAUACGUGGACACCGCAAGGGCCCUCAUUCUUGCUGGCGCCAAAGUGAAUGCCGUGGAUGCGUGUGGUUACUCUCCCCUGCACCAGGCGGCGACAGAGGGACACGAAGAAGUGGCGCGUCUUCUGGCCAAGCACAACUGCCACGUGGACAUUCAAGACGAAAUGCACGGCAAUACCGCGCUCCACGAAGCUGCGUGGAAGGGGUACAGCAGAACAAUAGAAGUGCUCUGCAAACAUAAGGCGAACGUCUACAUCAAAAACAAGGGUGGUUUCACUCCACUACAUCUGGCGUGCCAAAAUGGUCAUAAUCAAAGCACGAGGAUCCUUCUCCUGGGCGGAUGCAAACCAGACAUCAAGAACAACUAUGGCGACACUCCGCUACACACUGCGUCUCGAUACGGCCACGCUGGCGUCCUGCGUAUCCUUAUCAGUGCUUUCUGCAACUCCUGCGACGUGAACAAAAAUGGUGAUAGUGGACUUCACAUCGCUGCUGCGAUGGGUCGGAGAAAGUUGACUAGGAUACUGCUGGAGGCUGGAUGCGACCCUAAUAUCCGAAAUAAGCAAGGAGAAACGGCUGCCGACAUUGCGAAGCGCAAGGCCUUCAACGAAGUCGUCGAGAUACUGGAGAAUCCUCCUCCGCGGGUCAUCGCCCUGCAGGAGACAUCGCCACAGUCUGACAAGAAGGUAAAAAAGCGGGAGAAAGACAGUGGCACAUCCCAAGGCAGCAAGGACAGUGGACACAAGCACAAGAAGGACAAACAUAAGAAGAGCAAGCACGGUCACAAGGUCCACUUUGAGGAUGUGAAACGCAAAGAGACGGGCAAAUGGAGUCCAUAUGGAUGUCACUUGACGCCCAACCUGAUCGCCUUUCCAUCGCCGAAACUGGAAACGCUCCCCCCUGAGCCGCUCAACAAAGGCGAACAGUAUUUCCUCGACUUGGCGGGAAACAUAAGGAAGGGCCCUGUAGGGAAAGGAUACACUUGCUACUGUGCACCCUUCUUCCACAACGUGGAGAAGAAACUGGAAGCCGACAAGCAGGAACUCAUUGACCACAUCGACAACGCGCACGAGGAUCUCAAUGCCAAAAUUGCCCACCUGGAACGCAAGACCCGAAAUCAGUUAUUCAACCUCAACCAGUCAGUGAGAGAAAAGCUAGCUGCCGAGAAAACAGAGUGUCUGGACCGAGUCGAACGUGUAGCGCUCCGGGAACGUACCGACAGGGAAGCCCAGCACUCGAGUCAGCGUGAAGAACUGGAACAGUUUGUGCGCGAGAAAGUAGCCCAGGCAAGCUACCGAGUCAGCCCGUUGGGACAAAGUGCAGAUUCCAAUUCCAGAAGCAGGUUCUUCGAGUCUUCACACUGGUCUAGGCGGCAUCGAGCGAACAAGGCCUCCUUGGGUGUCACCAAGGCGAAAUCAGAGGAGGUACUUCACGCACAGUGUUACGACGAUCACGAACUGUCACCUCCGCCAUUGUUCGGAAACGAAGUGGGUCUGCCGCCUCCUCCAGCACACUUGGCACAUCGCCAUCGGGGUGGAGAUUUCGAGAAACAAGGCGCAAAGCCCAAGUAUCCAUUGUGGGAGCAGGCGCCAGGAGACGGGACGUCGUACCUCUGUGGCCGGAGGGAGCAGGCAGCGGGCCAAAGCCCCAGGACUACCCUGGAAGAUUCUCCGGUUAGAGGUCCGGAACAGGGACACGAGGAAAGCACUGCAUCUUAUAAGAAGGAAGACUUCCAAAAUGAAGAGAAAGAAACAGAAGACUUCAUACCCGUUGAAGCGACCGGAAUGCCUCCUGUGGCGAAUCAGGUUGAACAAGUACAGUUUGGCAACACUGAAGACGUGACCGUUCGCAUUCCGCAGCCUAAGCCACCCUUACUCCCCCGCCCGAUUCACGUGCCACCAUAUCCGAGCCACAUCCAACGGUACCUUACGCAACGCUCCACCCUGAACGGUGCCAGUAGCCAAGCGAGGCCUCUGAGGACAGCUUACUCCACGUCACACGUUGAUUCUCAUCAAGCUCCUUACGCUAUAGCGACACGGGACGGAAGUGAUCAGGAAUCACCGCGACGGAGCAGUGGCAGUGCAAAUGGUGCAGUAGAGGAACAGCUGUGCAGACUGAAUGAGGAGCUGACUCUGGAUCCUGACGACAGGUGUCCCUCAAGUGAAGUGUGAUUGCGUGUGUGGUAUCGGACAUUGAGAAUACAUAUUUAUAUCAUGUGAAGCAGUGCGUACAUCCUUAUGCCCAUCAUGAAACUUUGAGGGAAACAAUCUCCGACCAGUUCUUCGGGGUUUUGUGCAUAAUUCAAAGACUGCCAAUUGGUCGCACCAUGAGUCACUGAGGACAAACCUAAGGUAAUCCGCGUGCGCGGUUGUUCAGACGAUAUCACUACAGUGAUAACGAUUCUUGAGCAACAAAGACGCGAAUGCAAGAGGGCAGACCAUGUCUUAUGGCAUUAGCCUUUGAGGUUAUACGUAGUAAAAUCUGCGUUUGUAAAUAAGGUGGCAUUGUGUUUCUGGGCGCCAGUGCCAAAACUUGUCAGUUUUCAUCGUCACCGCAUGUGGACGCCGCUAGUUCGUAUCCAACACAUAACUGUAAUAAACGUUUAAAGUGAACGC
Molecule: messenger RNA, 3133 nt
Organism: Ornithodoros turicata
Lineage: Eukaryota; Metazoa; Arthropoda; Arachnida; Ixodida; Argasidae
Product: ankyrin repeat domain-containing protein 6-like
Exons: 11
Coding region: 353-2689 (778 amino acids)
Molecular function (GO): protein binding
Source: RefSeq, a predicted model, not a curated record